AUUAUUAUUAAAGAAAAAUUCCGGGUAUUACAAUAGCAAUCGGUAGAGACUUUAUAUAGUUAUGACAUUCGUAUCUCCACCAUCUCAUUUUAUACGUCCAAGCAGAUAUUGUAUUAUAACGAUAACGAUAACCAAAAAAAAAAAUCUCAAGAAAACGAUAAUAAAAAAUAAAUCACUACUAUUUGCCAAAUUCUGCUAUUUUCCAUUCGUAAGAAAUUUCUUUCAUCUGUGGAGCAUGCCAAAACAAUUAUAAUGCUCAAGUAAAAUAAUUUAUUUCUUCUUUCAAAAAAAAAAAAAGGUUCUUUCUAAAACCGGAAAGAAUGUUUUUUCAUUUAAGAAACAUCUAUUUCGUAGAAACCUUAUGGAAGGGGGCCGGGCUGAAGCAAAAGACUAUAUAAGAGACCAUCAGGCAAAAAAGAACCCAUGGGCUUAAGCUUUCAGAAAAAACCCUAGCUCCCGCAUCCAAACCCAAGAAAACUGUGAAACGUGCAGAAGAAAAAAUUGCCAAGCCAACUCUGAUAAGUGCUAAGUUCAAUGCCGAGAAUUUUAUUUAACAAACCUAAGCUUGAUAUUAAUUUGCCUUGUACAUUAAAUUCUAUUUCUAAUUUCGCCUCUGCAAUCUACGACUCUUUAAUAAUGGCGGGAAUUUUUAAUUAUCGCAUUUCUAACAUUACAUAUCGCACAAAAUUCAUUGGCCAAAGGUUCCAUUAAGUUUAACAAAUGUCCAAACUCAGAACUAGUUAGCUAGCUAAAGGUUACCAUUGUGUAUCGAAGUUUCUGGUAGCUAUCUGCAACAAACCAGCCCUAAAAUCUCAAAAACCCUAGUUGAGUUACUUGUUUUUUUGAGUUAGAUUGCCGAAGUGAGGGAUUAUUUCAAUGGAAACAGGUGGUAGCAGUGAAAGUCCAAAUGAACCGAAGAAAAGCAAAUCUAAGACUCCAAGAAAGCCCAAAGAAAGCACUCUCAAGCAGAAAUCUCCUGCUGAGUUCUUCGCGGAGAACAAGAACAUUGCUGGAUUUGAUAAUCCAGGGAAAUGUCUAUACACCACAGUGAGAGAACUUGUGGAGAAUUCGCUUGAUUCCGCAGAGUCCAUAUCUGAGCUUCCAUUUGUGGAAAUUACCAUUGAAGAGAUGGGGAAAAGCAAGUUCAAUUCCUUGAUUGGUCUUGUUGAUCGGGAACGUGUAGAUGAGGAACUUUAUGAUGAUUAUGAGACUACUAAGGCUCGCGAGAAAAGAUUAGCAAAGGAAGCUCGUGCUCAAGAAAUUCAAGCAAAGAAUGCUGCACUUGGGAGGAAAGUCAAAGAACAGCCAGCUGCAAAGGGUAUGAAGGGCCGAGGUGAGGCUUCAUUUUACAAAGUCACAUGCAAGGAUAAUGGAAGAGGAAUGCCACAUGAUGACAUCCCAAAUAUGUUUGGAAGGGUGCUGUCUGGUACAAAAUAUGGUCUGAAGCAAACACGUGGGAAGUUUGGUCUUGGUGCAAAAAUGGCAUUGAUAUGGUCCAAAAUGAGUACUGGGCUUCCUAUAGAUAUCUCAUCAUCAAUGAAGGGCCAAAACUAUAUUUCAUUCUGCAGGCUGGAUAUAGAUAUUCAUCGGAAUGUCCCUCAUGUUCAUUUACAUGAAAAACGGAAAAACGAUGAUAGGUGGCAUGGAGCUGAAAUUCAAGUGGUCAUUGAGGGGAAUUGGACAACUUACCGGUCCAAGAUAUUGCAUUACAUGCGGCAAAUGGCUGUUAUCACACCUUAUGCCCAAUUUCUUUUCAAAUUUAUAUCAGAUACAUCUGACAAAAAUGUCACAGUUAAGUUUGCAAGGAGAACAGAUGUAAUGCCCCCGGUUCCCCUUGAGACAAAGCAUCAUCCAUCAUCUGUUGAUUUACUAUUGAUCAAACGCCUGAUUGCAGAAACUUCAAAGCAAAAUCUUUUGCAUUUUCUUCAGCAUGAAUUUGUGAAUAUAGGAAAGGCACAUGCUGAACGAUUAAUUGGGGAAAUGGGUCCUGAAUUUAGCCCAAAAAUGGCCGUUAAGUCUCUAACUGAUCAGCAGAUUGUUCGGAUCCAUCAGUUGUUUCGUCAAGCCAAGUUUGAUGACCCUGCUGGUGAUUGUCUUAGUCCUGCUGGGGAGUACAAUCUUCGUCUUGGAAUUAUAAAGGAGCUGCAUCCGGACAUGGUUGCCACUUAUUCUGGCAGUGCUCAAGUUUUUGAGGGACACCCCUUUAUUGUUGAAGCUGGUGUCAGUGUGGGUGGAAAAGAUGUUAAGCAAGGUUUGAAUAUUUUUAGGUUUGCAAACCGCAUACCACUUCUUUUUGAGCAAGGUGCUGAUGUAGUUACCAGGACUGCCCUUAAGAGAAUCAAUUGGGCCAGUUACAAGAUCAACCAGAUGCAAGACAAGAUAGGUGUCUUUGUAAGCAUUGUGAGCACCAAAAUCCCCUUUAAAGGGACUGGUAAGGAGUAUAUUGGAGAUGAUAUCACUGAGAUAGCUACUGCCGUCAAGUAUGCCAUUCAGCAGUGCUGCAUCCAGCUAAAAUCCAAAAUUAUGAAGAAAAUACAAGCUCGUGAGCAGCAGGAGCGUAAACGAAACUUAAGCAAGUAUAUCCCUGAUGCUGCAGGUGCUGUAUAUGAUGUUUUGAGAGAAAUGGCACAGUCACAAACGUCAAAGAGGAAACGUUAUGAGGACGAGGAUGCAGAAAUACUUAAGAAAGUAUCAGCACGAUUGAUUACAAAAGAUACACUCACGGAGAAGCUUGCAGAGCAUGUUGAAAAGGUGGACUAUGAGAUGGCAUUGGAGUACGCCACACAAAGUGGAGUGAGUGAGGAACCUAGAGAAGAUAUAUACAUCCAAGAACUUGAAAUUGAAAACAGAUUCAUUGAUUUUCAAAGUCCCUUCUUCAUUUUCAGACUCAUCUCUUAAGAAUUAUUGGAUAUUCUUUCAUUACCUUCUGCAAUUGUGUGGUUCACUAUAGAUUUUAAAAUUGUUGUUAUACAUACAGGCUGUUACAUUAUUUAACUUGUAUCAGAUAAAGCAAACUAGGACACUCUUGUCAAUGUCAACAAGGUGUUUGUACGAACUAUUCUUUUAGCCUUUGGUGCUGUAAUAUGUUCAUUCACAUUCACAGGAUAAUGAAAAUGAAUCUGAUUGAAGACUC
Messenger RNA from Ricinus communis (castor bean), 3133 nucleotides. Its product is annotated as DNA topoisomerase 6 subunit B. The transcript is spliced from 19 exons. Gene Ontology annotation, biological process: DNA topological change. Gene Ontology annotation, molecular function: ATP binding; DNA binding; DNA topoisomerase type II (double strand cut, ATP-hydrolyzing) activity. NCBI's taxonomy places the organism in Eukaryota, Viridiplantae, Streptophyta, Magnoliopsida, Malpighiales, Euphorbiaceae. The record is from RefSeq and is a predicted model, not a curated record. The coding region runs from base 877 to 2898 and encodes 673 amino acids. Gene Ontology annotation, cellular component: small ribosomal subunit; cytosol.